AUGGCUAGUGGUGAUAACCCAAAUGUCCCGAAGCACAUGACGUAUUCAAAAUCUGGCGUACCUGUUAUAGGGGCCUUAAUAGACUAUAUUUACACAAGCAUGGAAUAUGUGAUGCAUAAAUCAUUUGUGCGAGGAGAACAAUUACGUCCUGUAGCCUCAAAAAAAUGUUUAUCAGCUACCUUCAUGGCAUUUGUUUGCUUUUCGUUAGGUUUCGUUUCGAAUAUAAAACUAGAAGUGGUGACCUUCGAUGAGGAGCCAUUACCCAAUGACUUGCACUUUAUGGUUAUGAGUAAAGACGAAAAACUUUACAUUGACGAUAUCGAUGUUACAAGAGUGAUGUGGUGUAUUGAAGCAUCUGAUGCUUUAGUUAUUCUUAUCAGUACUUUACUUAUAUGGAAUUCAUCAAACGUGGUAAUUAUUUUAAUCUAUAUAUCAUUAUGUAUUGAAAUUCACCCAUUGCAAAAUAAUAAUAAUAAGCCAGUUUGC
Brenthis ino (lesser marbled fritillary) is the source of this 486-nucleotide messenger RNA. The record is from the annotation of a GenBank genome assembly. NCBI's taxonomy places the organism in Eukaryota, Metazoa, Arthropoda, Insecta, Lepidoptera, Nymphalidae.